Messenger RNA from Stegodyphus dumicola, 4678 nucleotides. RefSeq lists its product as uncharacterized. NCBI's taxonomy places the organism in Eukaryota, Metazoa, Arthropoda, Arachnida, Araneae, Eresidae. The record is from RefSeq and is a predicted model, not a curated record.
GUACUUCGGGCGUCAUUGUUUCAAACAUAACGUUAGUAACAGAAUCGAAACGAAACGAUUAUGCUCUCCAAGGAGAAUCCGCUGAGCUGCACUGCAAUUAUGCGACAGCAGCGGAUGAGACUGUUUCUUCCGUCCGAUGGGAAUGGAAAAGAAGGGGAUCAGAAGAAAGUACAGAAGUGUAUGUGUGGCGACCGAAUCGCAGGCCAGUUACAAAAGAGAUCUUUUUCGGGAGAACAGAUGUCACCAACACAGACCCAAGCGUUAUCAUGAUUCGACAAGCACAUAUGGAGAUGGAAGGGAAAUACCGAUGCAUAGUGCAGACCAAUCAGAUAUCAGGUUUUACUGAGUUCCAGUUAAUAGUUGUUGUCGAUGCUUGCCAGGAUAAUGUAUGGACUACCCAUCUAGACAUGGACACAUGCACAGAAACCAUUCGCAUGCAUUGUGUUGGGCUGUUUCCUAAGCCCUCAGCAUCUUGUGGAAUUUAUAACGAAGAAGCUAACCACUUUCUAACGAGUGUUCCUUUUGAUAGAGUGAUCACUCUACGAAAUCACACCUAUGAAGUGACUUUAAACAAACAGUAUUUCAUAAGCGACUGGACCAGCUACACUAACAUCUCAUUUAGAUGCUAUUUUGUAAUAGAUAAGACCUCUUGGAGACGUGGUAUAAGGUACAAAUUGUUUGGAGAUUAUGGAUGUGAUCCUGUCCCACCUUUACCGGGCUCAGGCAGGUACAACAUGACAGAAGAGAAAUCCUGUUGGAAUAGACCAAGGGAAGGAGCUAUCGUACAUUAUAGUUGCAACAAUACAAAAAAAUUGCAGGGCCCAGAGACUUUAAUCUGCAGAAAUGGAUCAUGGUUACCUGAGUCGCCAACCUGGACACAACACGCUAAACCUUUCUGUAGCACAGCUCAGACACUGAGAACGCAUCUUUUCACAGCAUGGAUAAAAAUUUUGUUAACUCUCUACAUGCUUCAUAAGCUUUAGGAUAAUUACAAAUUUGCCACCUACGAUUUUAAUUUCAUGAUUGAUGUGAAUAACCCUGGAAUUCUUCUUGCAACUUGAGGAAUAUCAAGAUCAAGAGAAUAAAUGUCAAUGAGAGCUGAAGAUUAAGACAUUUCUGAACUCAAAUUUGCAUUCAUGAUUAAAUAGUUAAUAACAGCUUAGCUUAGAAUAAAUAUUAAUCUUAGAUGUUUUGCCAUGGUAUGUGAUCAAAUUUUUCAGGCAGUUAAGGAAUUACUGUUAAAAACAAAAAUGCUAGAUCACUAUGGUAAAAUCUAUAUUUUCAGUUCCCAGACGGUUCUUAAAAUGAUUCUUCAAUAAAAUGUUUUGCAGGUGCACGAAACUAAUGAGAUUUUGUACCCAUCAAAAAUAAAACAAAUAUUUGACAUUUUUAUUUACUUCAAAUAAGUCCAAAACUUGUAGUUAGUGAAAAGAAUUGUGGUAUGAUCACUCAAAACAAAAAGACAUAUGUUACAAUCAAUACGUUUUUCUUAAUAUAUUGGCUCUCAAGACAAGAGUACAUAUAUGAGACAGAAUAAAUGUGCUGAAAAAUUACUGCACCUUUUCCAUAAUCUUGAAAAACUUAUACUUGAUACUAUAAAUGGUUUUCAUUUCGUUUUGAACAGCUGGAAAUAAGAAUACGGACUUUUGCUCACGUAAACUAUUACAGUUUUAUGAAAGCAAUACAUGUAAAACCUAUUUACAGAUAUUUAUGUUUGAUCGCGAAACUACCAUGGACAGCCAUUACUUAACAAAAAAGGUAUGUUUUAUCUCAAACAGCUAAUAAUUCGAAAGUAAGUAAGCGCUUGUAUGGACCAGAUUACAAUUUAUAAGCAUUUUUGUGCUUUCUUAUUCGAAAUUAUUAGCUGAAUUUUGCGCGUUUGUUGAAACAAAUCAUCUAAGCGUGCAACGUUCGUGAAUCUUUUUUCUUGGAGUUUUAUUUUAAAGUGCAUUUAAUACAUGUAUACCCCGCUUUACAUUCAUAUCUAAAAGAGUAACUGGAGCAGUUUCACUAGUGAUUCUUGUUAUAAGCUGUGCUGAAACCAAAACAUUUAGUAAAUAAAUAAAUGCAGUAUGUAAUAUCAUGUGAUCUAAUUAAACUGUUGGGAAAAUUGAUAUCUACAGCCUCAAUGCAGGUUUCCAUUUAAAUCAUCCCAUUAGACGUUCUUUACAUUAAGCUUCACUUUGCAGCGAAAAUGUUUCUUAGUUGUUACUGAAUAAACAUUAUUGCUUUUUAUAUUUUAGACUAGCAGCUUUAUAAUAAUUUGACCUAACACCUCAAAGAAACCCGCUAAACUCGACAACAAUUUCUGAAAAAACAGGAAUAUUUUUAGCUUAAAGACUUCAUCAUAUGUAAUCAAAUUGUUUCAAGUUUUAUUAUUCAAGAAAAAGGUAACAAAAUUCUGGCUGGUACAUUUCUAAUCAAAUAACUUGAAUAAAUGGUUAUAAUCGUUAAAUGUAACUAUAAACAUAUGUUCCUGUAACUGAGACUAGAUCCCUUGCACUGGAACCAAAGUGAUUGCUGAGAGCAUGAAUGCUUCUCAUGUGAUCAAAUACUCAUCAAUAAAUUCUCAGACACUUUUAUGUAUGCUUGUCAGAAACGUCUAUGUACGACCAGUCAAAAUAAUUUCUUUGCAUAAAUAUGCAAAGAAAACAAAUAAAAAAGGGCUUUUAUGAAAACCAAUGCAAUUUGUAGUUAAUUGCUUUUUAUUAGUUUAUGUAUUUAUUUUUUAUGAUUUAAAUAAAGCUAGCAGAAUUGUUUAAUCAAAAUAAAAGAAUAGAAUCAGAAUUAUAAAAUGAACUGGAUAUUCAGCUAAUAACGGACCUCUUAAUAUAGAAGUAAAAAGUAAGAAGAUGUUAAUUUUAGUAAACGAGAUAAUAUUAUUCAGUAUUCUUUUUUUUUUUUUUUUUUUUUGGUCCUUUUGGGCCCUUAUCCUGUCGGGCGAUUGUUACUUGUAUGCAGUUGCUUAGACUCAUUAUAUAGCAACAAGAGCUCUACAACUUUAACAGUGCGCUUGGGCUUGUUCUGUUUUUUUUUUUUUUUUUUUUUUUUUUUUUUUUAUUAAAAUUGUUUCUUAUCCUAACUUCUGAGGCACUUUCCUUCAAAUUUCACUUAAAUGUAAUUUGCUCAUCAUUGCUCAUUUGUAGAUUGAAUGAACUCUAAUUCAGAAGUCAAACAAAAAUUAGCGUUAUAUUUACAAAAAACUCUAAUUGCUCUGAAAGACUACUUCACACUGUGAACCAUUAUGUCACUGUCACAAUGUUUCACAAACAAUCUUCCUUCUUGAGUUAUAUUCCGGGUUUUCUUCAAACAUGUUUGUGUCCUUUGAUGCCAAGUGAUGCAGAAUUCGCUUUCAUCUGAAAAUAUUACUCCUUUCCUGAAUUCACUGACGUAGUAAUAUAUUUUUGAAAAUGUUAAGCGCUUUAUUCAAUUUCAUCUAGAAGUGUAUUGUUUACGGAUACAAAAUGUUUUCAGUAGCUUUCGAAAGGAACUGGCAAAAUGUGUUUAUAAACUUCCUUUCAAUAUUUUUGUCAGCUGUGAUCCAGUUAGCCUAGGAUUUAAUUUAAUGACUAAUUGUAUUGCAAAUUUUCAUUCCUGAUAAUUUCGGUCGGCAUCCUGUCCGUGGUUUUGGCAUCAAACUCCUAUUAAUUUCAGUUUUUUAAUCCUUCCUUGAAUUGAAACAUUUUUUUUUUCUGUUAACUACUCGACAAAGUUUUGGUAAAGGAUGCCCCAUUUUCACAGGUCUGUAAUGACUUUUCUUCCCGUUCAAAUGAAUUCCUUUUCAUUUAAACUUGCAUUAUAAGUAUUUUAACUUCGAAGUUCAUAUAUUAUUACUAUUAUUAUUAUUGUUAUUAUUAUUAUUAUUAUUAUUAUUAUUGUGUUGUUGAUGAUGAUGAUGUUAUUGUUAUUAUUAUUAUUAUUAUUAUGGCAUGGCUGAACUAGUGCCUGUGAAUUUUAUGCUUGCAUUUUACGUACAAGACCACAAAAAAUAAUUGCAUGAUAAUAAGUGAGGCAAACAUAUAACGUUUAUUUAUAAAAGUAUUAAUGCCAAAGAUAAACAAUCAAUGUUAUUCAUAAUACGACUUAACUAUCUGUAAUUGACACGUCUAAGUAUGUUAUACAUAUUAAACGUUUAUAACAUUAUUUUUUAAUUCGUAACAUUCAUUGCAGCCGUCAAUUAUUAGCAUCAACUACAAGGAAAUAUUCAUGCUUUAAGAAAUUUUGAAUUCUACCUCUUCUUGUAGUAUUACAAAUAACUUUAAAUUAGUAGUAUUAACUAUAUAAAAAUUAAUUGUUUUAAUAAUAUAUGUCAUACUUAUAACUAUAAAAUAAUAUAUUUUAUUUCUUAAAGUCAUUUCUAAAGUCGAAGUCAAUUUUUAGAAUACAAAUCGGAUGGAUCCACAUUACAGGAACAUUUUCUUAAUUUAGACUAACAUUAUAGCGGGGUAUGCAUCAAAUGUGUUGAUUUAUUUGAGUCUGCUAUGACUAUUUUGAAUUUUGUGUCAAAUAACUUAGUUUUGUGUUAAAUAACUUAAUUUUGUGCUAAAUAAAUUUAACGCACUUCUUUCUUGUAAUAAAUAACAAUUGUCAUUGUUUAUAUUUUUCAAUUACUUAAUGAAAACUUAAUGAAAAAUUAUAAUGGCAAAAAUACUUCAAUAAAAUGUAACAAGCUCUUGUA